GGUGAAAAUUAAAGUUUUGGCAGCUCUGAUCAGGUGCCGUUGCAAUUAGACCGGACCCGUAGCCGCUGGACAGGACCAGAGAGCAGGGCACACACUGAUCAAAUAUGCGCGUAAUUGGAAUACACUGGCGAGGUGUCCCUUGCAUCCACACCGGGGUAACAUUGUCGUGAUGUUCAAUACUUCGGGCAUCGAACUCACUUUUAACAAGAAAGAGGAUAUUUCCGAAGUUAUCAAUGGCACGCUGCAGCUUUUGUACAACGUCCUCGUCACCAUCAGCCCCACAACCAUGUGGAACGAGUCGUGCGGGGAGCAGCUACAGGAUUUUGGCCGGCCGGAGAAGAUUAUUAUCGGGGUGAUGCUGGCGAUCAUCACGGCGGUCACCGUGAUGGGGAACACGCUGGUGGUGAUCGCGGUGUGCGUGGUGAAGAAACUACGGCAACCUUCAAACUACCUUCUGGUGUCCUUAGCGGUGGCGGACCUGUCAGUGGCCAUAGUUGUGAUGCCGUUUGUAAUAGUGACAGACCUGACCGGAGGCAAGUGGCUCUUUGGAGAGGUGUUCUGCAACAUCUUCAUCGGCAUGGAUGUAAUGUGUUGCACUGCCUCCAUCAUGACCCUGUGUGUGAUCAGCGUCGAUAGGUAUCUGGGGAUCACGCGGCCCCUCACCUACCCGGCCCGGCAGAACGGGCAGCUGAUGGCGAAAAUGAUCCUGGGAGUGUGGCUGGUGUCGGCCUCCAUCACCCUGCCACCCUUCUGCGGCUGGGCCAAGAACGUCCACACAGCCGGUGUGUGCCUCAUUAGCCAGGACUUUGGCUACACCAUCUACUCGACAGCCGUAGCCUUCUACAUCCCCAUGCUGGUCAUGCUGGUCAUGUACUACAAGAUCUUCAAGGCGGCCCGCAAGAGUGGCGCCAAGCACCGCUUCACCGACCUUGCGCGGCGGGAGCGCCUUGAGACAGUGGCCAAUGAUGCGCUGCGUAUGCACGGCCUGAAGCCGCCCGGCGUGGCGGAGGAGUGCGCCGCCUUGUCACGUCUGCUGAGCCGCGAGCGCAGAAACAUCUCCAUCUUCAAACGGGAGCAGAAAGCGGCCACCACGCUGGGAGUGAUCGUGGGGGUCUUCGCUGUGUGCUGGCUGCCGUUCUUCAUCCUGUCCACCGCCAGGCCCUUCAUCUGUGGGGUGGAGUGUAGCUGUGUGCCCAUCUGGCUGGAGCGCACCCUGCUCUGGUUGGGCUAUGCCAACUCCCUAAUGAACCCUUUCAUUUAUGCCUUCUUCAACCGAGACCUGCGCUCCACUUACCGUGACCUGCUCCGCUGCCGUUAUCGCAAUAUCAACCGGCGACUGUCCGCUGUGGGCGUGCAUGAGGCUCUCAAGGUGUAAAGAAUGGGAGUUUAGCGGUGCACUUCCUUGUUUUGGAUUGACUCUCAAAAAGUGGAAAAUGCCGCCCCUGUGCUUGUACACUUGGAGCUUAAAGGGUGACCUGUGCACAGUCGGCCUGUAGAUAAGACACAGACUGACAGAAUGGGUGUCCCUGUUAGUGGCUCUCUGGCCCCUCUGCAAAAGCAGAGAGACAGCGCGAUCACUUCAGUGUCCGUAUGACUCAGUCAUUCUAUUUUGGGGAGGAAAAUCAUAGAGCGUAGUUGAUGGGCUAUUCAAGUUGACACUGCUUUUGUGCAUAUGCCACAAUUAUGUCCUGGCUCCGGAUUCAUGGAAGGAUGAUGUAGUGACAAAGGAAAUGACAAGCAAACACAGUCAAUCUUUCUAGGGUUUUGAAAGGCAACAGAGAGCAAAUUGAUUUCUGUAUAUUUACUAAAUUGAUGCUUGAAAAAGAGAAACCAUUGUAUUGUGGCACAAUGUCGUCUUCAUCUAAACAUGCAUCUGAUCUUUUUUACAGAGUAGCUUAAAGGUGGAGACUUUGAGUUGUAUCAUGGUCUGUGCAGGUGCAUAGUAAUCUGUUUCUCACUGGAGCAAGUGUUUCACAAUUAAGCACACAAUCAAGAGGCGGCAUUAAUUUUUAUCAGUUCAACUGUAGUGACAACAUAAUGAUUUGAUCGUAUCACUGAAUUAAAUUAUGUAAUAUUAAACAUUAAAUGAUGUAAUGUUUCGUUUUGAAAGGUUAAACUAGGCGCAACACUAUGUUCAGGCGUAGUUUGCAGUCGAUGAAUGAAAUAAGAGACAGAGUUUACACAGCAGGCAUACUUAGUUUCAGUGCCCUUAAGUGCAGCACAAAUCUUUAAUUUAAUCGUUGAACAUUUUCCAUUCACUAAAUUUAUCACUUAAAAAAAAGGAAAGAAAAGAAAAAAGAAAUUUUAAGUGCUUUGUUCAGUGAUGUCUGCAUGAAACACAUUUGUCUAAUAUGCUGUACAUUAAUCAUGAGAGGAAUCUUGAAUAGUCAGUGACAGAGUUCAGCCAAAUUGUACCAUGUGUCACCCAAGCACUUCACCACACAUUAGUAUUAUCAAUACGUAAUGCCUGUCAGAAACCAUGAUACUGUGGGACUUGUCUCCCUCUUGAUUUGUUAUGUUAUCCCAAUGCAUUGUAUUUUCACACUUGGUUGCUGACCUACUUGCUUUUUAACGUCUCACUGCAUAAGUUGAUGCAGCAAACUAAAAGUGUUAAACUGUGGGGGUUUCACUGAGCAAGGAUUAACAUGGUCAGGAAACUCUUUUGCUCCACUGGCUCUUGACGGUGUUUCUGUCUCCCUUUUGUAACAGGAUGUGGUCACUUUUCUCAUGACUACACUCCCAUUUGAACUCUUUCGUGACCUGUAUCACCCCGUGUCAGAUGUGAUCAUUCAAACAGUGUGUGCUCUUUCUACCUCGAUUUUUGAAAAUACUGUACAUUUCCUGCAAACAGACGAACAGUGCUGCUGUCUUGCAUAAUUUUGUAAUUGACCGCUGUUAUUUAAUGUGUCAAGUUGAUCUAGGACUGCUUUGCUCUGUACGACCGUAUUGUCAUUGCCUUCAGAGACGACCUGGAGAUGUGGCAGAGCGUUUC
Molecule: messenger RNA, 2992 nt
Organism: Myripristis murdjan (pinecone soldierfish)
Lineage: Eukaryota; Metazoa; Chordata; Actinopteri; Holocentriformes; Holocentridae
Gene: htr7c
Product: 5-hydroxytryptamine (serotonin) receptor 7c
Exons: 2
Coding region: 170-1375 (401 amino acids)
Biological process (GO): circadian rhythm; positive regulation of MAPK cascade; adenylate cyclase-activating adrenergic receptor signaling pathway
Cellular component (GO): plasma membrane
Molecular function (GO): G protein-coupled serotonin receptor activity
Source: RefSeq, a predicted model, not a curated record